Gongylonema pulchrum is the source of this 855-nucleotide messenger RNA. NCBI's taxonomy places the organism in Eukaryota, Metazoa, Nematoda, Chromadorea, Rhabditida, Gongylonematidae. The record is from the annotation of a GenBank genome assembly.
AUGAGUAUCGCGAAAGGUAUACCAGUACGGUACGAUGGAGAUCCGUUGAAUGAUUUCACACAAAUGCGAUUCCUGGAUCGAUUUGUUUUUCGUAAUCCGAAAACAAAAGGCACGGAUAAUGCCAAGGUUUACCGACGAAAAGUCUACGAUCCACAUGGUAUCCGAAAGCUUCCAGUUACGUCGAAGGAGUAUGCAGAGAAGAACAGAAAUGAAAUUCCCAUCGAUGAGAGGUUUUUACAUCGCUUUGCAUCGGUGAAAAUGAACAUGAAGAAGGAGCGAAAAGGCGAAGUCGCGCACGACAUUUACGGUGGUGACGAUGAUGGUAGUGAUGUUGAAAGUGUCGAUUCGGACGAGUUCGAUUUGUUGCUAAGUCGCUUCGAGGGCGGCGGACGAAUGGAAGUAUCGGACGUUGAGUUUGCGAAGGAAUUUAGCUCGGAGAAAAAGAAAAAUCGAACCGGUCGCAAGCGGCCAUUUAAUAGUGAUACUGAGGAAGAUGAAGAAGAUGGCAAUACACCAGAUCAGGACGAAGAGCGUGAAGACUGGAGCGAAGAUGCCAUCGAUGAGGAAGAGGAACGAGAUGAUGACGAUGAAGAUAUUGAUGAUGAAGAUGGUGAUGAUGAUAAUAGCGAAGGCAGUGAGGAUGACUUUGACGUGCGAAGGGAUAAAAAUGGUGAUAGUAGUGAUGGUAAUUCAGAUGAAGAUUUUGCUGGAAGGCUUGAUUUUGUAGAAGAUGCGGAGCGAAGCGCUGAUAAGUUUGCUGCUGCGCUAGAAGAAGAAGGAGAUGAAUCAACAAAGAAGAAAAAGAAAAGCAAAAAAAAGAGGUACCAGCAUUUCAAAAAUCGAAGAAAACAUUAA